CCUCAUCCCACCAAGCCAGCAGUCGCAGCACGAAAAGCUUCCUGCUCCCCCUCUCUCUUCGACUCUUCCUCGUCAGUUUCUCCUGCUGCCGCUUUGGCUCAUCAGGCCGGCGGCUCGAAUAAUCCCCCUGCGGAUUCCCCCCUCCCGAAGGCAGGCCAAAGCUCGCACCUUUCUUCCCCUCGUGGACCGAUUCUCAGCCCCGGCGGACUCCGCGCAGAGCUCACGUCGCCGAUCCCGCUCCCGGAUUCUCUUGGUGCCGCCAGGAGACGGCGUCCAGUCCAGGUUACUCUUUGCUUUCAAAAAAAAAAAAAAAUCGGCCUCACUGUCUGAACUGCUAGCAUGGGUGCUGUGCUUGGACGGCAUGACACCCACAAGCGGAGUUUCCAUGGUUCGAAGCUGGAGUCAAAGAUGGUUGAUGCUAUGCAGAAGAGAGCGUUGCAUGGAACUUCACUGAAAUCGUUCGAUAGUAUUAUCAUGAAGUUCCCCAAAAUAGACGAGAGUUUUAGAAAAUGCAAGACUAUCUUCGAACAAUUUGAUGAAGAUUCCAAUGGCGAAAUAGAUAAAGAAGAACUGAAACAUUGUUUUCAAAAGCUGGAAAUCUCAUUCACAGAGGAGGAGAUAUCUGAUCUCUUUGAAGCUUGCGAUAUAAAUGAAGAUAUGGGCAUGAAGUUCAAUGAGUUCAUUGUCUUUCUGUGCCUUGUCUAUCUUCUCAAUGAACCAGCUGUCUCAGAAGCAAAGAUAAAGAUGGGACUAGGAAAUCUUGAGGCAACUUUUGAGACCUUGGUUGAUGCAUUUGUCUUCUUGGAUAAGAAUAAGGAUGGGUAUGUGAGCAAGGAUGAGAUGAUCCAAGCAAUAAAUGAGACCACAACAGGAGAGCGCUCUUCUGGGCGUAUAGCCAUGAAAAGAUUUGAGGAAAUGGACUGGGACAAGAAUGGAAUGGUGACAUUCAAGGAAUUUCUCUUUGCCUUCACUCGUUGGGUAGGGAUUGAUGAAAAUGAGGAUGACGAUGAAUAAGGACUUUGAAGGCUGGUUAUUCUUCAAGGGUUGGGAGAAGAUCAGCCCCGGAGAGGCUGGAAAUUAAUGACAGAUAAAAGUAGUUGGUGUUCAUUGGUUGCUUGUUGAUCAUGAUGUUCAUGUCAUUGUUAAUAGAAAUGUCUCAACAUACUCCUAGUAGGAUGACUUGCAUGUCUGAACACUGGUAUCAAUGUUACAGUGCUAUCUACUUACUACUUUUCCCCUUGUCGUUGCUGCUCGAUUCUGCGCUAGGUCGCACCAAUCCUUUUCAAUCAUGUGCAGCUUCUUGUUGGUACACUGAUAACAAACUGCUACUAUUCCCCUUUUCCUCAGGGUGGAAUCGGGCACAGUGCACAGGGAACAAGGUGCCCCCUUACUAUAAAUCUUGAUAUUCUUUUUCUAAUGUACUAUGUUCUGUUGUUCCUGUGGAUGUAUGUAUUUCGACUAUUAUUAAUAUCUGAUCUCAUAUACUUGCA
Molecule: messenger RNA, 1490 nt
Organism: Sorghum bicolor (sorghum)
Lineage: Eukaryota; Viridiplantae; Streptophyta; Magnoliopsida; Poales; Poaceae
Product: probable calcium-binding protein CML21
Exons: 5
Coding region: 340-1014 (224 amino acids)
Molecular function (GO): calcium ion binding
Source: RefSeq, a predicted model, not a curated record